UUAUAAGCAACACUUAGAGCAACACCAAACAGCUUUCCUACCACCACCGACCUCUGAACUUUUAUCCAUUAAGGUUUACUUCAAGGGACACGAAUGCAUCAGGCUACUUCGUACGCCUUUUAAUAAACUGGAAACCCGUUAAUAGACAUUCAGAAUAUGUUUGGAAGGCAUUCACGCUACAAGUGGGCUGUUCAUCAUUUUAACUUUGAUUAGAAAUAAUUCUAGCUUUAAAAAAAAAUUGGUCAGAGAUUCACUAAAAAAGUGCAACUUCAGGUGAUAGUGAAAGAGUUUGCGGAUUUCCCUGUCUGCUUGUGGAUACCUCAGUAUACCUCAUUAUAAAGACUCAAUCAGAUGUUAAGAUGUGGGCCCUUGGAGUAACCUACUUCCUUUGGAGACACGAAGCUGGACACUGCAGUAAGUUCUGGGAGGUGAUCAGUGACGAACAUGGCAUCGACCCCACUGGAAACUAUGUGGGUGACUCAGACCUCCAGCUCGAGAGGAUCAGCGUUUACUACAACGAAGCUUCCUCCUCCAAAUAUGUUCCCAGAGCCAUACUGGUGGAUCUGGAGCCAGGCACCAUGGACAGCGUACGAUCUGGAGCUUUUGGCCAUCUCUUCAGACCUGAUAACUUCAUUUUCGGUCAAAGUGGCGCAGGUAACAACUGGGCUAAAGGUCACUACACAGAAGGAGCGGAGCUAGUGGACUCGGUCCUGGAUGUAGUGCGGAAGGAAUGUGAGAACUGCGACUGCCUCCAGGGUUUCCAGCUCACCCACUCCCUCGGAGGGGGCACAGGCUCUGGCAUGGGCACGCUGUUGAUCAGCAAAGUGAGAGAAGAAUAUCCCGAUCGCAUCAUGAACACCUUCAGCGUGGUCCCUUCCCCUAAAGUGUCUGACACCGUGGUGGAGCCCUACAAUGCCACGCUAUCCAUCCACCAGCUGGUUGAGAACACAGACGAGACAUACUGCAUUGACAACGAAGCCCUAUACGACAUUUGCUUCCGCACACUCAAGCUGGCCACACCCACUUACGGUGACCUCAACCACCUGGUCUCAGCUACCAUGAGUGGAGUCACGACCUCACUGCGCUUCCCAGGCCAACUGAAUGCUGACCUGCGCAAGCUGGCCGUCAACAUGGUCCCCUUCCCUCGCCUGCACUUCUUCAUGCCUGGAUUCGCUCCUUUGACAGCACGUGGCAGCCAACAGUACCGUGCUCUUACUGUUCCUGAGCUCACACAGCAGAUGUUUGAUGCCAAAAACAUGAUGGCCGCUUGCGAUCCACGUCACGGACGCUACCUCACCGUGGCCACCGUAUUCCGAGGCCGCAUGUCCAUGAAGGAAGUGGAUGAGCAGAUGCUGGCUAUCCAGAGCAAGAACAGCAGCUAUUUUGUCGAAUGGAUCCCCAACAAUGUCAAGGUUGCCGUGUGCGACAUUCCACCCCGGGGCCUCAAGAUGUCCUCCACCUUCAUUGGCAACAGCACGGCCAUCCAGGAGCUGUUCAAACGCAUCUCCGAGCAGUUCACAGCCAUGUUCAGGCGUAAGGCUUUCUUGCAUUGGUACACUGGUGAAGGUAUGGAUGAAAUGGAGUUCACUGAGGCUGAAAGCAACAUGAACGACCUGGUGUCUGAGUACCAGCAGUACCAAGAUGCCACAGCUGAGGAAGAAGGAGAGAUGUAUGAGGAUGAUGAGGAGGAGUCAGAGGCCCAGCUUCAAAAGUAAACACUCAUGAAGUAGCCAUUAUGAUCAUCUGCGACAACCUUUCUCUAAAACCGACCUGUUAUCAUGCUACCGGCUAAAAUAUCUUAAUCUUUCACUUCUCUUACAGGUAGAUUAAACUUCAUUAACCAUUUGUGCCACUUACAGCAGAAAUUCUCUUUACUGUGCCAUAACAGCUUCUUGAUGGUACUGUAUUUGUUGUUUAGUGUUGUUCUCUGACCAAUCCUAAAUAAA
Molecule: messenger RNA, 1946 nt
Organism: Neoarius graeffei (lesser salmon catfish)
Lineage: Eukaryota; Metazoa; Chordata; Actinopteri; Siluriformes; Ariidae
Product: tubulin beta-3 chain
Exons: 5
Coding region: 360-1715 (451 amino acids)
Biological process (GO): microtubule cytoskeleton organization; mitotic cell cycle
Cellular component (GO): microtubule; cytoplasm
Molecular function (GO): GTP binding; structural constituent of cytoskeleton; GTPase activity
Source: RefSeq, a predicted model, not a curated record